This is a messenger RNA of Hyaloscypha bicolor E, 2055 nucleotides long. RefSeq lists its product as uncharacterized. Lineage: Eukaryota; Fungi; Ascomycota; Leotiomycetes; Helotiales; Hyaloscyphaceae. The record is from RefSeq and is a predicted model, not a curated record. Bases 191 to 1831 code for a protein of 546 amino acids. The transcript has 2 exons.
UCCCUGACCCGUUGUUAAUAAGUCCCGACAUGGCCAACAUUUGAUUUUAAAUUGCCCUGGUCCCUCUCACCGCAGAGAGGCGAUUCAAGUCAACUAACAUUGCACCUCCACCUCAGAUGCAAAUCGUUGCAACAAGGUGGAGCUUCUCGCCUUCUUCUCUAAUACCAUAUCGUCACGUUAAGCCAAAAACAUGGACCUGCACUCUCCCACCAGCCCCAUAAUGUCAGAAUCCCAAGACUCCACGGAGCUCCAGCCGUCCAAGACGGUUGUCUUCGAUGAAGAAGAUUUCUCUGAACAACCCACCUCAGAGCCCGAUCCCAAAAGUCGCCCGUGGGUCCGCAGAGGGACAACCCUCCACACAGUAGAAUCCAGGGUCUUUCAUCGUGCCUAUAUCAUCAGACGACCUCGCACUCUUCAGUUCUACCACCCUGAAAUCAGCGGAUCAACGACACCGCUUGAGAAACAGCUCAGCAGAGAGCCAACCAGUAUGAACAGGGAACCUAGCAACAUUAGUAAUGAAAGCAGCACGGAUAGCCAAAAGGAAGAGCGAUCCACGGGCGAUCCAAUCAAGCAGUAUGAGCGAGUAGAUUUGUUUAUCGAUCUGAUUUGGGUGGGCAUUAUUGCAAACCUUUCAGCGUCCUUUGGCGAGCAGGCUUUUGGCGAAAACACUGGUCUGACCAUUGGAGAGGCCACUGGAGAAUUUGUCCUGCUCUUUAUUCCUAUCUGGCGAAUGUGGGACUAUCUCCGCGAGUACAUUGGCAAUUUCUACAAGGACGACUUGACAGACCGAAACUUCAUCGUCUGGAUUCUUAUUCUCUCCGUCCUCUACGGCGUCAAUGCACCCUUCGCUUUCAGCCCGGUAGAUGAAGGGAAUUCUCUCAAGCUACUUAUUGCCAUCUAUCUUGUCGCAAGAGCAUCAUUCCUCGGAGCUCAACUGAUACAGGCUAUGUUCAUACCCUUUCUACGAAGACAGUUUUUGUUUCAACUCGUCUCAACCGUGGUCACAGGCGGCUUAUGGAUUGCCGCCAUCUACAUUCAAUACCCCAGCAAAUUUGCACUUCUCAUCCUAGCCAAUGCACUGGAACAGCCACUUGCAAUGCUCCAUGCCAGUCCAGUUGGUGAUAAGUUACUCUCGGGGGGCUGGAAAAGGACUGUCAACGUGGAUCGAUAUGUUGAACGACACGAAGGGUUUUUCAUCAUCAUUCUCGGCGAAGGCGUCUUUCGCCUGAUUGAAGGUAGUCCUUCGGGGAUGGGGAUAAAUUCGCACACCGGAACGGUAUUGACAGCUCUUCUGCUUUACUAUAUCCUCCACUGGAUUUAUUUCAACGGUGACCAGUCGAAAUCAUUCGUCCAUGCAGUGCGUCGGACUUGGUGGAAGCCUUUUCUAUGGAAAUUUCUGCAUAUAAUCAUGUUCGGAGCGCUUCUCAUCCUCGCAGCAUCCGUUUUGUUCAUUGUAAAAAGCAACAAGAUAUCAACUGCCAUCGGUGAGGACGGCACUGACCCCGAGGUUGCUAUUGAGAGGUCGACUCACUAUGCCGUGUGGUCGGCCUCGGCAACCCUCGCACUUACAGUAUUCUGCAUGACCUGCGUUGCACUCCUCAACCGGGCUCUCGAUAAGCCACAUACCCUUGUCGUUAGUUCGAGGUGGAUACGACUUGCGCCGAGAGUGCCUGCCAUCGUUUUGAUCAUGUGCUUGCCGUUGAUGCAUCUCACUGGGUCGGCGUGGUGUGGAUUGGCGACUAUCAUAGUCUAUGUUGUGUUUUUGUGGGAGUCGUUUGCGGGGUUGGAGAAGGAUUGGAGAUGGUUCGAGCCCAAAGAUGAGGAGGAAUAGGUGGGGUCUGAAGUGCAUUUGAACCAGAAAUCGGAGGAUGAGAGGAGAAAUUUAGGUUUCAGAUCAAUGCAUUACAGAUAUCUCAAACAUUACUUCCAGUAUCAUCCACUCCCGCAGUAAAACUACUUUUCCAGUGCCAGGCGUAGAAUAAUCAAUAGAUUUCUUCUCAUUCAAUUCAACUUCAGAUUUUUCUCCAUCCCAUCAUCACCAACGGUCAAAUCUGA